AUGCGUUUCAGCGUUUUCGUCACCCUUCUCGUGGUCGCCUUUGUGGCUUGCUGCUCCAACUUCGCCAGCGCCGAAAACGUCGCUGUGGCCAGUGAAGGUCGUCGCCUUCGCGCUGAGCAUGCUGUCCCUGCUGUCCCUGCUAUUAAUAGCGUCGGUGUCAACAAAGACAAUGUCGCUAAGCUCGCCGGUGGAUUUCUCGAGAAGCUGAAGACGAACACGGCUUUGACGAAGGCGGUUAACGCUAUCAGGGCCUCUGACGGUGACGAGGUUGCCGUGAGACAGGCAAUCACAGCAUUCGCGGCCGCUAAGGAGAGUGCUAAGAUGAGCGACGAGGGUAUUGCCAAGAUCUCGGCGAUGAUGGCUGACACUGUGCAGAAGAACCCCAAGUCGUGGCCGCGUCUCCGCAAGUUCGCCAAGAUUACGCUUGGUGCUACUAUCGGUGGUUUAGCUAUUUACGGUGCCUACAAGGCUCUGUUCGACCGCAAGUCUUCUACGGCUGAGACGACUACGACGACAGGUUCAGCGUAA
This is a messenger RNA of Phytophthora infestans T30-4, 528 nucleotides long. Its product is annotated as secreted RxLR effector peptide protein, putative. Bases 1 to 528 code for a protein of 175 amino acids. The record is from RefSeq and is a predicted model, not a curated record. Lineage: Eukaryota; Oomycota; Peronosporomycetes; Peronosporales; Peronosporaceae. The transcript has a single exon.